UAUAAGAUACAGUAAGAUGCAAAGCAAGGGGUUUUACAAUACAAAGAAUUUCUCAAUAAUAUUGUAAACAAUAACAGACCAUUGGUCGAUGUGUGCUGUAAACAGUUUGACGUCAUAACUAUAUUGUGUAUUUUAGCACGGCUUCCAAUCAGCAUCCAGGACACUAUCCGUUUUAGAUAGACAGACAGAUAGUCUUCAAAUCUGUUGGACCAUUAAGAUGUUGUCAAUAAUCAAUAAGGCAUUUGACUGAUCUCUUCUGUCCUCCUCCUCUCAUGGUCUCCUCCCCUCCGAUGCGCUGCGCAUCAUCCAGCGCUCUCGCUCUCUUCAGCACGCGCAGUUCUCCAAAACGCGUCUUCUGUCUUUAUCCGAGCAGACCGCACGCAUCAUUCAACGCAUCCCCAGCAUCUCGCUCAUUCACCCGAGGUAGAGACAUACUGAGGCGAGAGGAAUACUGACACUUCACCUAAAGAGACGCGCGUGAGAGAGACAAGGUCGGCUGCGUGUUUCGAUCCGCGUCUGGACCCAAGUCGCUUUGGGUUUCAGGGGUCUUAAAUCUGGCGGCGAGGGUCAGGACAUGAGCCUGCUGUGCGGGGGCUUCGGCAUGGCGGGCUGGGGGUUCGCUUGGGUUCUGGUGCUGCUCGCGCUGUGGAGGCCCGGUGCCGCUUGUCCCGCGCUCUGCACGUGCACUGGCGUGAGGAUCUCGUGUGUGGAUGCGGAGCGCAGUAUCAUGGCUUUUCCCAUGCUGCAGUCCGACGCAGAGAUGGAGAACAUCACGGACAUAUACAUUGCAAAUCAAAGCAGUUUCACAUCCAUUAAUGAAAAAGAUCUCAACCUAUACCACAACCUCAGAAACUUAACGGUAACAAACACAAGGCUCACGUAUAUUUCUCGACAAGCCUUUCAGAACAACCUAAAACUUCAGUAUCUGAAUCUCAAAGAAAACAAUCUGUCGUAUCUUUCCUGGAGGAGUUUUCGCCAUUUAAACAUCUCAUACCUGCUGCUGGCAGGUAACCCUCUGCAGUGCUCAUGUGAAAAUGUGUGGCUGAAGCAGUGGAGAGGAGAGGAGGCUGAGGAGCUGCUGUGUGUGGAAGAAGGAGGAAAGAGGAGAACGCUCUCCUCGCUCACACUGCCUAACUGUGUUCUCCCCAGUGUGAUUCUCAGUCCCAAUAAAGUGACCAUGCUGGAAGGGUUAAACGUGACGCUGGCAUGCAACACUUCAGGAACGCCCACGCCUAGUCUUAACUGGAAUACCUGCUCACUCACUUCCAGAUAUGAGCUUGAGCGCUCGGGUCAGAUGUCAGAGCUCAAGGUCUUGGAUGUCUCUUCCCUGGACAACGGAUGCAAAAUCACCUGCAGAUCUGAUAACAUGGUGGGCGAGACUGAGGCCUCUGUGCAUCUGGACAUAUUGUUUCCACCCAAAAUCAGCAAGCUGAUGGAUGCUAUCUCAGACCACCACUGGUGCAUUCCCUUCAGUGUGUCGGGCAACCCAGAGCCUAAACUGAGCUGGUUAUUAAAUGGCAAUCCUGUGGAAGAGGGCAGCUUUAUCCGCACCAUGAUCCAUGAUUUCUCAGAGGGCGAAUAUCAUGGUUGUUUACAGCUGGACAGUCCAACACACAUCAACAAUGGAGAAUACACACUGCUGGCUAGAAAUGCAUACGGAGAGGACCGCAAGGCCGUAUUUGCUCAUUUCAUGCAUGAGCCGUGGAAUGAGUCAGUUACUGAUCCACUGUAUUAUGAUCCCACUACAGACGACACUCCACUUGGACCUCCUGAGGACAAAGUUGCUGUGUACGUGGUCGUGGGAAUCGCGGCGGUCACAUUCACGGGCUUCAUCUUGAUGCUUUUCAUUCUGAAGUUUGGACGCAACUCAAAGUUCGGAAUCAAAGGUCCUUCUUCAGUCAUCAGUAAUGAUGAUGACUCUGCCAGCCCUCUUCAUCAUGUGUCUAAUGGCUCCAACACGCCCUCAUCCUCUGAAAUGAAUGCAGACGCCGUCAUCAUCGGCAUGACCAAGAUUCCUGUCAUAGAGAACCCGCAGUACUUCCGCAGCACCGGCAGUCUGCUCAAAUCUGACACCUUUGUUCAACACAUUAAGAGACACAACAUUGUGCUGAAGAGGGAGCUGGGAGAAGGAGCGUUUGGGAAAGUGUUCCUGGCCGAAUGCUACAACCUGUCCACAGACCAGGAGAAAAUUUUUGUGGCUGUCAAGACUCUGAAAGAGGCCAGUGAGAAUGCCAGGAAGGACUUCCAUCGCGAGGCAGAGUUGUUGACUAAUCUGCAGCACAAGCACAUUGUCACGUUCUAUGGAGUGUGUGUGGAGAGUGAUCCCCUCAUCAUGGUGUUUGAGUACAUGAAACAUGGCGACCUCAACAAGUUCCUCAGGGCUCAUGGUCCUGAUGCUGUGUUGAUGGCUGAUGGACAGGUUCAGCAGCAGGAAGAACUCACUCAGUCUCAGAUGCUGCAUAUUGCACAGCAGAUCGCCGCAGGCAUGGUGUACCUGGCCUCCCAGCACUUUGUACACAGGGACCUGGCCACACGAAACUGCCUUGUUGGGGAAAACCUGCUGGUGAAGAUUGGAGACUUUGGAAUGUCCCGGGACGUCUACAGUACAGAUUACUAUCGGGUGGGAGGUCACACCAUGCUGCCAAUCCGCUGGAUGCCACCAGAGAGCAUCAUGUACAGGAAGUUCACCACAGAGAGUGACGUGUGGAGUCUGGGAGUGGUGCUGUGGGAGAUCUUCACCUACGGUAAACAGCCCUGGUACCAACUCUCAAAUAAUGAGGUGAUUGAGUGUAUCACCCAAGGACGUGUACUGCAACGACCCCGCACCUGUCCGAAAGAGGUGUAUGACUUGAUGCUGGGCUGCUGGCAAAGAGAGCCGCACACUCGACUCUACAUCAAAGAGAUCCAUAACCUGCUCCUCAACCUGGCCAAGGCCUCACCUGUGUACCUGGACAUCCUGGGAUAAGAGCAAACGUGUGGAUUCCCGAAACUGCCCCUCGAAUUACAUCCCUCUUUUCUCCAGCUUCAAAACCUUUCCUCCUCAUACAAAGUUUCUCUUCUCAAUGUAAAUGUCUAGAAAUGUUGGCAACGGGAUCUUGUACAUUAUGACUACAAAUACUGUAUUUCUGAACAAAUAACAAUGGAAUACACGUAUAAAACUGACCACGGUUGACCAUCCUCAACUUCUGGACCAAGUGAAGUCAUUGCCUACUCAAAAAGCUCUUUGACGCAACUGUAGUUCAGUGCUUAUAGGAACAGUUUACCCAAAAAUGAAAAUGAUGUCAUUAUUCACUCUCCCUCAUGUCGUUCCAAACCCGUAUGAUAUUAUUUUUUAGUGGAACCCAACUUUUUUUUUUUUUUUAAGACUGUUUACUGUUUAAUGGCUUAAAUUUCAGUCUGUUCCUCACAAGCCCUUCAAUAUAUUGAAUUGCUUCAGAAGACUUGGAAUAUACAGUAGUUGGAAACCACUUUUAUGUUGCUUAAAUCGUGUUUAAGUUCUUGGUCAUUAUUAAUAGUCAAAUGGCUGGAGCUAUGUAGUGAUUCUUUGAAAAAAAUAAUCCUUUUACAUUAAAAUGGAAAGAUAACAGCAUACAAGUUGAGUAAAUGGGUGAGUAAAUGAUGAAAGAGUUUUUAUUUUUGGGUGAAUAUGUUCAGGACUUAAGGAAGAGCCAUCCACCCUCAUUCUGCAUCACAGAGGAAGCAACAUCCACAUGAAAUCGGAUAGAACACCAAUGACAGAAGAAAAAUUCCACUUUUUCUGUCUGCUGGAGUCUUUGCUCAUGUCAGCACACGUCUGUUAUACAUCAUAUUCUGUAUAUGUAUAUUUAUACACUACCAGUCAAAAAUAUGGGCACACCUACACAAUCUUUAUUUUAUUUAUUGCUAUUACAUAGUAUUACUAUUUUAUUACUAUUUAAUAAUAAUAGUAAAGUAUAAUUUAGAAUAAUAGUAAAGUAGUAAACUAUAAUAUUACUAUUUAAGAAUAAUAGUAAGGUCAUCACAACUUUUAAAUAAAUGGAUAUGGGGAUUAACAAAACAAUUGUUUUAAAGCAAAAGAUUAUUCAAAGUAGCCACCCUUUGUCUAGAUUCCAGCUCUGCACACUUUGUACAUUCUCUCAAACAACUUCAUGAGGUGCGUCCUGAGAUAUUUGAAACCAUAUUGAAGGAGUAUGCUGGACACUUGACUGCUUUUCCAUCACUAUCUCCGGUCUAACUCAUCCAUUAAAAUAAAUGUAUAAACUAACAUUUUAGUUUUGUAAAGAAAUUCAUGUGUAGGCACAAUUUAUAUUUGUCUACAAAACUAAUUUCAAGCAUUCAAGCAUACUGUAAGCCUGUAGAUACAGGUUUUUAAGAUCACGAGAAACAUAAAUUUAGUCAAGUGUGUCUAAACUUUUGACUGGUAGUGUACAUCAAACUAAAACAACUGAACAUGUAACUAGCAUGGUGACAAAUGGUGACAGUCUGUAAUUAUAUCUAUAUAUACAUAUGUCACAUAUACAGUACAUAUGUGUUUAUAGAAGUGGGAAUUGCAUAUGUAGUUUCACAGUUGGGAGACUUUAAUUAAAUCCUGUACCCUGACAGAACCCUGAAAUGUUGAUGUAACCCACUAAACUGUGUUUAAUGCAAUAGUCUCCACAUCUGUACUGUCCAAACACUAUAUGUGCACUAUGGAGGGCUGGAUGAAGUCAUUUGAGACAUUGCCAUGCCUCAAGUCUGCGUGCAUUUACUACAAGAGCUUAAUUACGCAGAGUGGCCGAUUAUGAUGGUGUGGGCUAAAUUACAACCUCUUCCUUUCUAUCUCUCUCCUUCGCCAUGUUUUACUUCUACGUUAAAGCACUAAUGUAGUACUCAAGCUUCGGGUCGUACAACCGCUAUGGUGUAAUAUAUAUUUCAUUACAGGACAAAUGUCUCCUAUUAGCACCAACUCCCAAUAGAGCCAUAUUCACUAUCAGAUGAGAGGAGGGGAAGGAUGGAGAGAAUGAGAAGGCAAGAAAGAAGGGAGGAAAGUAAUGAUAAAGAGAGUUGAACAUGAGUCACUACCCUAAAAUCUACUUUUCUUCCUCUUUUUAUCACACAUAAAUGACUCCAUCUACCUUAUCACUACAGAGACCCAGCAUCCUUUGUGUUUGCAUAAUGUUCAUUAUUGCACUGUCAAUCUUCGCUCCCAUGUGAGACUUUGCACACUGUACUCAAUGCGACAAUGAGUCAACCGAACAAAAUCUUUAAAUCAAUUAAUUUUGUGGACUAGCUGACAGUAAAAUCCCCACAAAAGUAUCAGUUUUAUUGUGUUAAAGAUUAGUGGUUGGCCGAUAUGUGGUUUCAAUGGCUGAUGGAUGAUAUGAUGAUAUAAUGUAUACCUAAAACAAUAAUAUAGCCACACGAAUUUAAUGAUAGCAAAUGAGUUGUACUUCAAAUUUUUUAUUUUGACAAUAUUUUCUCAAAAUUCACUAAAACAUGAAAACUGAAAAUACAUAAUCCAUCGACCAAGCUUUUUUUGGCACUGAUUUUGAUACUGUUUCUAGAACAAAAUACCACUUCUAUUGUUCGAUUUAGUGUGCAGUUAUUGGUUGAUGCUAAUAAUCUCAAAAUGACCAAAUAUUGGCCUGGCUGACAUAUCAGUCUAUGACUAUAUUAUUGAACACGUUACAUUUUAUAUUACAUUUUAUUCUAUUUAUUUUGUAUUUAUUAACUUAAUGUGAAGAAAUUUUGUGUUUGAUGUUUGCCUGUAAGUUAAUACAUGAAAGUUCCCUUUGUUAAGGGUUUAUAAAGGGGUUCAUUAAUGACUAAUAAGCCACUUAUUAAUGCAUUAUAAAUCAUUUAUAUGUGAUUAUUACAACAUGAAUAAAAAUGGAGAGUUUAUUAUUCAAUAUUUGCCAAAUAGUGAGCCAUUUUACCUUACAUGUUAUAAAUGCGAAAUAAUACCUAUUCAACAUUAGUAACCUAUUAAAAUGUACCUAAAACCCUAAAACGACUGUACAAAUUAUGAUUUAAACAAUGUUACUGCUCAAAUAACACAUGAGUUUUAACAGAAGAUAAUUUGCUUUUAUAAAAUGAUAAGCUUCACAUUUCUGCCUUUAAACCAUCCAAAUAUUGGCCCCAUUCACUUCCAUUGUAAAUGCCUCACUGUAACCUCGAUUUUUGCUUUUUUUUUUAUGAAAAGUCUAAAUAAUUUUUUCUGGUAAUCAACAUUAUGCCACAAAUGCUGUGAAUUGAACCCAGAAUAUUCCUUUAAUGUAAAGUGGACACAAACCUAUGAACAUAAAGACAUAAUCCCUCCUUUUAAUCUGAAUAUAAUAGUCUAUUUUUGCUGCACUGUGACAUAAAUCAUGAAUUAGGCCAUUUAAUGUUUUUUAUUAAUUGAAGUAUGAAUAAGUGUAUUUAUUAAGCAUUUAUAACAUGUAAGUUCAAAUGCUCACUGUUUGCCAAGUAUUGUAUGAAUGUUGUUAUAACCACAUGUCAAUCAUUUAUAAUGCAUUUUUAAUUUACUUUUUAGUCAUGAAUGAACCCCUUUAUAAACCCUUAAUAAAGGGAACGUUACUGUAAAGAGUUAUCUUUAUUUUUUAUAUUUGUUUGAAAGUGAAUGUAGGGGUUAUUUCAGGGAUCCUCGAAUGGAAUGUAUUGAUGAAAUAGAAGGAUAGAAACAAGACAUGUUUUGAAUAGAAAGAGGAAAAAUUAUGUUGGAAUUUCAACAUGUCUUAAUACCAAUAUUCAACAAGUCAGUAUGAAAUGGUGUUUGCAGCCCAUUUUACUCCUGUAAUGUGGCGCAUUUCUGAGUGAAACAGGAUAUUCAACGAGAAAAAAAUAUCAAAUGGAUUUUAUCCAUUGGCAAUUGAUUGUCUCUACAUGACUUUUUCUUUGAAAUUCACAUUCACUGAUAAAUCAUGCACAAUAAUAGUAGGAACAUGUAUUAAGAAAGUAAAUGGGUGGAUUUUGAUUUCAUGUUGAUUUUAAACUUUAGAUGGGGCGGGUUCAGUGGUUGGGGUAAGGCUUGCCUUAAGCAAAAAUCUACAAGCAUCCUGCGAAAGAAUAUUAAACUGUGACUGCAUAUCAAAAAAUGUCCUCUUGUAAAUGUACAGAACUUCUGAUGUUUAAAUGCCUAUAAGCUAAACUACCGCCCACAAUUAAGCCAACAGACAGGCGCCUACAGCAUUAAAUCCAAUAUGCCUAUUGCUUUUUAAUAAUUUUCUCGAUAAGUUUUUAUAUAGGCCUACUGACAGUCGGGAGUUGUCUUAGGGAGAUUUCUGCCAUCACCCUUAUCUAUUUUGAAAGAUAUUCUUGGAAAAAGAUGUCAAGGCGAAUUACAAAAGUAUGGAGGAGUGUAUGAUAAUUUAGUUGGUGUGUUUUAUGAAGUUAUACAGUAACACACUCAACUACAAAUUACAAUCAAACGUUCUUGUCUGUAUGAUUUCUAUACCCAAAUGAUGACAUUCUCUGAGAAAUAUGGGCCAUUCAGUUGUCCUACAUUGUAUUUAAUAAAAGUGUAAUGUCUUACCUCA
Myxocyprinus asiaticus (Chinese sucker) is the source of this 7496-nucleotide messenger RNA. Its product is annotated as BDNF/NT-3 growth factors receptor-like. Gene Ontology annotation, cellular component: axon; signaling receptor complex; plasma membrane. Gene Ontology annotation, molecular function: brain-derived neurotrophic factor receptor activity; brain-derived neurotrophic factor binding; ATP binding. The coding region runs from base 575 to 2965 and encodes 796 amino acids. Gene Ontology annotation, biological process: protein phosphorylation; trans-synaptic signaling by neuropeptide, modulating synaptic transmission; regulation of phosphatidylinositol 3-kinase/protein kinase B signal transduction. The record is from RefSeq and is a predicted model, not a curated record. NCBI's taxonomy places the organism in Eukaryota, Metazoa, Chordata, Actinopteri, Cypriniformes, Catostomidae. The transcript has 18 exons.